AUGGGUUUAUUUCAUCACGACUCUGAAGAGUCUCGUGCGUCUGACCAGAUCAACGAGUUAAAUCAAGAAGGUGGAAAUGAAGAACAUCAUAAAGCAAAGUUUUCUCAUGAAUUAUUGAGCGGAGCGGCCGCGUACGAAGCUGCCAAAGCUUAUGAAGAUCACAAGAAAAAGAAUGGGAAACCUUCAAAUCAUGCUGAGGCGAAAGAGAUUGCAGCAGGUCUCGCCGGGUAA
This is a messenger RNA of Melampsora larici-populina 98AG31, 231 nucleotides long. RefSeq lists its product as uncharacterized. Bases 1 to 231 code for a protein of 76 amino acids. The transcript has 6 exons. The record is from RefSeq and is a predicted model, not a curated record. NCBI's taxonomy places the organism in Eukaryota, Fungi, Basidiomycota, Pucciniomycetes, Pucciniales, Melampsoraceae.